Messenger RNA from Adineta ricciae, 1206 nucleotides. NCBI's taxonomy places the organism in Eukaryota, Metazoa, Rotifera, Eurotatoria, Adinetida, Adinetidae. The record is from the annotation of a GenBank genome assembly.
AUGAACGGUAAUCUAUCGUCAAGCCGACUUCGACUUGAAGUACUUCCUGAUGAACUUUUCUUGGAAAUUUUUCAAUAUGUUGAUCCUGUCGAUCUGUGCAGUUUCAAAGGUCUCAACAGACGAAUCGAUGGUAUUAUCGAAGCUGUCAGAGUAAAUAUCGCUGUACAAUGGCAAGAGGACUAUGAGCUUGAUUAUAUAUCAAGUUUUACACCGACACAAAUCAUCCGUCUGGAAAUACAUCGUGAAUGGCCUUUAUUGAAUUUGCAUACAUUGCCGGAACUACGCUCGCUGACACUUGAUUGUAAUUGUCUUUCGAAAGAACAGAUGAAUCAGAUCGUCAGUGUCAGGCUGCCACAUCUCGAACGGCUCUCAGUAGACAGUGUGACGCAUGAUUUGCAAGAAUCGUUACUUGAUACUCUCUUCCAAGGUGAACACUUUCCAUCACUCACGACUUGUCGUCUUAAAUUAGAGUAUUAUUACACUUUCGAACUCAAUGAAUAUCGAACAUCAUCAACAAACAAUGCAAUUCGUUGUUUUACUAUUGACAGAUGGAAUCUGUUCAAUCUUGGCUCUCUAUGGAACCAGUUGCCUAAUCUACGCAGAUUCGAAACGAGCUUUGACGAAUGGUUCCAGCCCAAGAUCUGUUCAAGUAAACCUCAUUUAUCGAUCAAACACGUACAAGUUACGCUGAGCGAUCCUUUACAUGAUUUGGAAAAAUUACUCGCAUUGACGCCUAAUCUUGCUCGAUUGCGCGUUCGAGGAGGUCUUGGCAGAAGUUCUGUAACAAGUUAUUUUGAAAAACUGGCCAAACUCAUGCCCAAAAUUGUUCCUCUUCUUCAGCGCUUUGAUUGUGAAGUUUACUGCUAUUCGACCGACACUCGUGAAAACGAAUUCAAUAUUCAGAAACUUCACACAUUUUUUAAGAAAGUCCGAUGCCUUUCUGGACAUGGUCAUAAUCAAUGCUACGCCACCGAUAUGAAAAUCUAUCCGCUCAACAAUGAAUAUGAAGAAUCAUCACCACGUCCCUUGGUUUCACACACAACCUCAUCAUUUCACCACUACUACGAUGAAUACGACAGAUACAAUGAUGAUUAUUAUCAGGAUUACGACAAUGAUGAAGAUGAAGCAUGGGCAAGAAAUGAGUAUGGUAAUGGGCCAGGUAUGUACUGGGAUGGUGAAUCAGAUGAAUGGUGCCCACUGCCGUGA